Nycticebus coucang (slow loris) is the source of this 4241-nucleotide messenger RNA. It is a transcript of the gene STYK1, whose product is annotated as serine/threonine/tyrosine kinase 1. The record is from RefSeq and is a predicted model, not a curated record. Gene Ontology annotation, biological process: multicellular organism development; protein phosphorylation; positive regulation of kinase activity. The coding region runs from base 376 to 1662 and encodes 428 amino acids. Gene Ontology annotation, molecular function: transmembrane receptor protein tyrosine kinase activity; ATP binding. Lineage: Eukaryota; Metazoa; Chordata; Mammalia; Primates; Lorisidae. The transcript is spliced from 12 exons. Gene Ontology annotation, cellular component: signaling receptor complex.
GCCGUUUGUAUUUAUGUGAACAAACAAAAAUCACCAAGUGAAUUACUCGGUGUUUCUUCCGAAUGAGCAUCUUGUGGGGUUUGGCUUCCGUGUAUAAAUGGGAAGUGUGAUUAUAAUGGAACAGAAGGUACAGAGUGGUUUCCUCAUUUGCAGUGUGUGAGGGGGAUGGAUUUCUGACACUGAGGAGCAGAGCCCGCUGUGUUUUGCAUCCCUUCUUGAAGCCCAGGCAACUCCUGUAACUCCAGAAGAGAGAGAAGGUGGCUUGGUCUUGACACUUGCGUUAUAUCCUGAGCCACUCAGUGCUUGGGAAUUAUUCGCAGCCACGCUCUGCACAUCCUCUGCGGGCCUAGAAGAGUAGUGGCCAGCCCUGUGACAAUGGGCGAAGAGAGGGGCCUGACACGGAUGCUGCUGGAAUGCAGUCUCAGUGACAAGCUAUGUGUUGUUCAGGAGAAGCAGUACGAAGUGAUUAUCAUUCCAGCUCUCCUGGUGGGCGCCUUUCUUAUCCUUCUUGGAGUCAUCCUGUGGCUUUUUAUCAGAGAACAGAGAUCCCAACAGCAGCAGCGUCCAGGAGUCCGAGGUACUGCCCCUAUACCUCCAUAUGGGGGCCAAAACUGGGAAGCAGCAGAGUGUGGAGGAAAUGUGCUUGUGCCACUGAAGGAGACAUCAAUGGAAAGCUUUCUACAGGCUACCACACUGGCCCUGGCUAAGCUGCAGGUGCCCCGGGAGCAGCUCUCGGAAGUUGUGGAGCAGAUCCACAAUGGAAGUUGUAGGGCCAUCUACCGAGCCAAAAUGAACACUGGGGACCCUGCUAAGGCAAAGAGUGUUGUUCUCAAAGCUUUAAAAGAGCAAGCCAAGUUCCACGAGGUUCAGGAUUUCAUAGGGCAAAUCCAAUUUUAUCAGUACCUGGGGAAACACAAGAACCUGGUGCAGCUGGAAGGCUGCUGCACAGAGAGGCUGCCGCUCUACAUGGUGCUAGAAGAUAUGGCCCAGGGGGACCUGCUCAGUUUUCUCUGGACCUGUCGCCGGGAUGUAAUGACCAUGGAUGGUCUUCUCUAUGAUCUCACAGAAAAACAAGUAUAUCAUAUUGGAAAGCAGGUCCUUUUGGGUCUGGAAUUCCUACAGGAGAAGCACCUGUUUCAUGGGGAUAUAGCAGCCAGGAACGUCCUACUCCAAGGUGAUCUUACUGCUAAGCUCUGCGGACUGGGCCUGGCAUAUGAAGUCCAUGCCCGAGGAGCCAUCUCCUCUACUCGAUCCAUACCUCUCAAGUGGCUUGCCCCAGAGCGACUUCUCCUGAGACCUGCAAGCAUCAGAGGAGAUGUCUGGUCCUUUGGGAUUCUGCUCUAUGAGAUGGUGACUCUAGGGGCACCACCGUAUCCUGAAGUCCCUCCUACCAGCAUCCUACAGCAUCUACAGAGAAGAAAAAUCAUGAAGAGACCUAGUAGCUGCACACACACCAUGUACAGUAUUAUGAAGUGCUGUUGGCGCUGGAGUGAGGACAGCCGCCCAUCCCCUAGAGAGCUACACUUGCGCCUAGAAUCUGCCUCUCGAACUGCAGAUGACAAGGCUGUGUUGCAAGUACCAGAGUUAGUGGUUCCUGAACUGUAUGCAACUGUAGCUGGCAUCCAAGCAGAGAGCCUUUCCUACAACUGUAGCGUCCUCUGAAGAUCCCCAGGCAAGAAAAACUUACGGAUGAUUAUGUACUUAGAAUCAAGGACAAAUGAUGGACUUUCUAGUAGGACAUAAGGACAGAAAGGGGACAUAGACCCUGGAUGUUCCUUUACUCGUUUCCCUAGAAAUCUCAAAUGACCAUGUACCUUGAGAUAAGAAACACUGUCCAUCUCAUUUCUGCUGCCCCAGUCCUGGAGACCCUGGAUAGAAGUGGUGAACAGUGUCACUGCAUGGGAGGUUUUAGAAAUCUGCAGUGUUCGGUGGGGCUUGGUAUAAAUACACUGGUCUCUCACAUCCUAGCCUAGCCAUGUUUUCAUCUAUUAAAGGUCCACAUAAUUUGGGAUGAAAUGAGGGAAUAGACAUCCAAGAAAGGCAUUGAAGAGAGAGAAAAUUCGAGGUUCUACUUGCUCAGGAUUUAGGUAUGGACCAAGAUCCCCUUCAAAGAGAAGGCAGAAGAACAUAAAGUUCUUCAGUCCUGGUACUUCCAUGUAGAGUCAGAGGAGAACUAUGAAGGAAAAAUUCUGCAUUGCCCCUUGGAUACAGGUGAGAGAAAGAGGGCUAAUUACGAGACAGAUAAACUUUGCUUGGUACUACUUUUAAUUAGAAGCUGGAGGAGUUAUUUCAUGAUUAAAAACAGUCAAAGCUUCUCAAUCCCUAUUAGACGAAUAAGACAAAGUCUAGAGAGUCAAUCAACAACAAAAAUCUGUGUGCACACAUGCAUGUAUGUGUGUACAAUUAGGAAAUGUGAAACAAAGCAAAAAGGCUUACACACUCAAAUGAUUUUUAACAUGGGCCAGAGAAGAACGGAAUCUGAUACAGAAGGAUGGUAGCUUCUAAUUUUCAAUCAUGCAUUCAUGUACUGUGAAACUUACCUCAUUAAUAUUUAUUGAGUGGAAAUAGGUUUUUCUGGUAUACAGUUAGCAAAAAUCUCUACUACAGAGAAGCUAAAAGUAAAUAAUUGGAGAUUAAUGUCAAUAGAACAAUUUAAGAGACAAUCCAAAUUGCCAGAAAGGUGAUUUCUUUAUGGGUUAAAUGAAGAUAAUUCCUACCUCACAGGGUUGUUGUGAGGAUUGAAUGAGAGUAUGUAUUUGUAUGGCAUCUGGCACAUAAUAUGUACUAAAUAAAUGUUAGGUUUUUUUUUUCUUUUCCCCUUCAUAACCUGGGACCUUUUAAUAUAUUUUUCAUUUAAAAUCUACUGUGGCCAAGGGCAGCACCUGUAGCUCAAAGGAGUAGGGCACUGGCCCCAUAUACAGGAGGUGGCAGGUUCAAACCCAGCCCUGGCCAAAAACAGCAAAACAAACAAACAAAAAAUCUACCGUGGCCAAGAAGUGAAGCUCAGUCUGUGACAUUGCAAGGCAGGACAUACCUCAGAUGAUGGUGUGGUAUGAGUAUUACAUACCCAAAACAGUAAAGUCAUCGUUUUUGUGUGAGCUUCUGGAUGCUGACAGUAACUGGUACUAUUUCAAAGUAUGGAAAAUAUCUUGAUGAGGAAAACUCUUGUUGAUUACAGUACUCUGUCGUUUUAAAGAACCCUCUGGUUACUGCUGAAGGGACAUCUGAGGCUGCUGUGAGAAUGAUGACUGGCAGCUGAAAAGGCUGCAUAAGUUGGAAUCCUGUUGGGAGUCAUGAUGAAUCAGCUGAAUGAACAAUACUUCCUGCUGCUGUGGGAAUUCCACAAUGAUGAGUCAGGAUUUAAAGGGGUAUUAAGUGGGAGUAGGAAGAAGGGAGGUAGAGUGGCUUCCCACAAAACCGUGAAGUCCUUUGGAACCCCAGUGUUGCCUCUCAACUGUUCAUUUAAGUCAAAUUUACCAAGUAUUUACUUAUUUGACUAUUUAAAAAAAAUGAGUGUUAAGGCUCACUUUGCCAGAGGAUUAAAACAAAAACAAAAACAAAAAACAGGGAGCUUUGAAUUAUAGCCUAGGAGGUAAGAGGCAUGAUAUAUUUAUUUGCAUGGGUGUCAGCGCAUUACAAAUUGUGUUAAGUACUGUGAAGAAAAGUAUAGGUAACAAAUAAAUGGAUAAGUCCUUUCCGCUGAGGCAAGCUGAAUGAGGGCAUUAAUGAAUGGAUACAGUCACUUCCGCUGGGGCAAGGUGAAUGAAUAUAUUCGUGAAUGGACACAGUCCAUUCAUGGAAUUGAUGACUGGGAAAUUUACAUGAAAUUGACCUGGGCAUGGGAAAUGCGGGUUCCCUCUUCAGCAGUUAAGUGCAAGCGGAAGGAGACACCAAGGCACUGUUGUCUGCCGGGCAGAUGUUAGGUCCCCUCUGGCCACUGAGCCACGGGAGGAGGGGCCCUCCCCUUGCCUACCCUCCAGGUGGAGGCAGCAGGUCCGCCCCUCAGCUCCACUGGCUGGGAAGCGACUGGUCCUGUACCGAUUUUAAAGAUUAAAUUAACAAAUAUAAGAAAGAAACAUCUGUGAACAUAGCUCCCUGACUUGUUUCAUCACAGCAAAAUUGAAAGAAAAAAACACUAGUGGGAAAUCACUGUUUUAUCAAUGAAUAUUAUGAAUAAAUCAUUAAGUCUCAAUUUCAAUUGGAAUUAGAAAGAAAAUGUUUAUUUCUUACCUACUUCACUU